Molecule: messenger RNA, 2167 nt
Organism: Patella vulgata (common limpet)
Lineage: Eukaryota; Metazoa; Mollusca; Gastropoda; Patellidae
Product: biorientation of chromosomes in cell division protein 1-like 1
Exons: 9
Coding region: 91-1821 (576 amino acids)
Biological process (GO): replication fork arrest; DNA replication checkpoint signaling; DNA damage response
Cellular component (GO): nucleus; replication fork protection complex
Molecular function (GO): DNA binding
Source: RefSeq, a predicted model, not a curated record
UGUAAGUGAAAGAUUUCCCGCGAAAACCGAAAGAAGAGAGCCAGAUCAUAUCAGAUUCAAGUUUAAAUUGAAGAUUAUCUGAGAAAUAUAAUGGAGUCUGUACCACUAGAAAUGGAUGAUAUAUUUGGAGAUGGUGAAGAGGAAGAUAAUUAUCCUGGUCCAUUAGCUGAUUUACCAGAAGAAUUAGAGCCAACACAAAAUACAGAUUCUCUUCAAAAUGCAGAAAAUGAUGAAGUUCUUUCAAAAUUAAAAGAUUUAUCAAAAGGAGCAGCAAAGAACACUGUCCGCCGUCCUAUUCCCAAGCUAGACAGUAAGAGAUUGACUGGAGAAAGAGGUAUACCGAUCGUUCCCAAAUUAUUUGAAAAUGUUAAAUUCAAAGGAAAAGGGCAUGAGAAGCAUGAUCUAAAACUCGUAAUGGAUAAAUUAGAACAUUGGAGUCAUAGAUUAUUUCCCAAGCUGCCAUUUGAUGAAGUUCUUGCACGAGUAGAAAAGCUGGGAGCUAAAAAAGAAGUACAAACUUGUAUCAAGAAGAUGCGACAAGAUAUGCCUAUAUUAGAUGAAGAUUUUGUGGGUGGUGGGGAUGAGGCAGAAGAAGAAGAAGAAGAAGAAACUACAACCAAUGAUAAACCCACUUCUACAAAUAAUAAUAAUCAGACUGUAACAGAUAUGGAUGCUGAAGAUGUUUUUGAUGAAAUUAUGAGACAGGAAGCCAGUCAGAGAGCCAGCCAACAGAAACCAGCAGAACCCACUGUAUCUCCUGUUAAAACACAAACUAUGUUGUCUGAUGAACAGAAGGAAAGAAUAGAAAGAAAUAAAAGAAUAGCGCUGGAGAAAAGAUUAGCAAGAUUAGGUCAAACACCAAAUAAAAAUGGAAACACUUCAUCUCAAGUUCCAACCACAUUGGAAGCAUCAAAUGUGAGUUCACAACCUUCUAACUUGAUAGAAGCAGCAUCAACAGAGGAGGAAGAAAAUCAGUCAGGUCCUUCAAAACCUUAUCAAGAUAUUAAUGGAGAUCAAGAAGAUAAAGAUGAAAAUAAAACUAAAUCACAAGAUUCUGUUAAUAAUACAGGUGGUGAAUUCUUGGCAGAUGACCAAGAAAAUGUUCAUUUAAAAACAAAUACGACAACAGCAAGUCAAGUUAAAGACAAUUCUCCUGAAACUGUGGGAAAAGAUGAAAUUUCGAAAGUUGAUUCAUGCAACACAACAGCAAGUCAAGUUAAAGAUAAUUCUCCUGAAACUGUGGAAAAAGAUGAAGUUGCGAAAGUUGAUUCACGCAGCACAACAGUAAAUCCAGUUAAAGACAAUUCUUUCGAAACAGUGAAUCAAGAUAAACUUGCGAAAGCUGAUUCACUGAACACAACAGCAUGUCCAGUCAAAGACAAUUCUUCCGAAACUGUGGAUAAAGAUGAACAUGCGAAAGUUGAUUCACAGAAUACUGAAACUGAAAGUAGUGAUAAUAGUGCUUCACAAAUCGAUAACAAAGAUGAACAGGUAUUAGAAAACUUAUCAGAAAAUAAAGUAGGUAAAAAAUUGCAGGAUUCCACUGUUUGUGACAAAAACUCUCCUGUUCAAAAUAAUAUUGAUGAUGUAAUUGAAAUGAGUUCCGAGGUGUGUUUGGGUAAAAAUAAUGAAAGUAAAGUACAUGAAGAAUCCCAGGAUUCCACUGUUUGUGACGAAAAUAUUUUUCCUCUCAAAAAUAAAGUUGAUGAUGAUGUUGAAAUGGGUUCAGAGGUGUGUGAGGGUAAAAAUGAUGAUGUUGCCAUGGAUACUGAUGAACAACAAAAAGCAGAAGAAAUAUUAAAAGAUCUAGAUGAUCUGUGAAUUAUAAUUGACUUUUUGUAAUUUUGUGAGGGAAUAGCAAAAGGAAACUUUUUACUGAAAAAAGUUUUACAUUCUUCAGUUGCUCUGUUAGAGGCUAUAUGAGCUUAGCCUAUUCAUGCGAAAUUUGUACUGUAUUAAAAUAUUAUAUGUUUAGAAGCUGUGACAAGCAAUAUAUUAAACUGGUCAAUUUUAAGUGAAAUUUUUUUAAUUCCAAACAAUCAUGAAGUAUUGCAAGUCUGGAAAUAUGGCACCGGUUACAGCGUGACAUAAAUGUUGCAAGUACCAAGUACCACAGAUUAAGUUGUAAGAAUUUCUAAAUUAAUAUCUAACAGGUAUAUUGAAAAAC